CUCUUCGGCGGUAGAUAGACUGAGAGUAAAGUAGCAUGGCGAGGAGCCUCCUAAACCGCGGCCGCCGCCUCAUUAGCCACCACCGAGUCCCAUUCCUUCCGCCUGCGCUCUCCCGCUGCCUCUCCCCUACCGGGACCGGGGCCCCAUCGCAGCCGUCGCCGGAUCACCACCACAACAAAUCAGAUAGUACCAGCAGCAGCAGCACGGCAUCGGAGGAGGAGGACGACGAGGGCGCAGCCCUCCCGUGGAGGAGAUGGAGGCCCGACGUGGCCUGGCUCUCCAAGGCCCUCGAGCCAGCACUCCAGCUCUACAACCAAUACAAGCCUCUCCUCACUGCCACUGCCACUGACAAUAUCCCCGCGAGCACCCGCACCUUCAGCGAGAUCCUAAGUGACCUCCAGCGGAGUAAGGUUAGCAUCAAGGACUGGAGCCUCACUGAUCUUACCAUCGGCCUCUACCUUAUCUAUCUCAGCCAAGCUUCUGCAAAGGAUGCUCAAGCCUUUCAGGGUGUCCAUAUAUCCUCUAGUGACAAGGUUCAAGAACUGGUUUAUCACCUUGAGCUUGCAAGAGGUUGCUACAAGGGCAAUGCAACUGGCCUUGCACGCCACAGUAUGCUUCGCAAGCGGAAUGUUCUCAAAUUCAUCAAGGACUCUAGUAUUCUGAGACCUGGUUAUUACAUUGCCAUUGAUCCUCGCACUAAACUGGUGAUCCUUGGGAUUCGUGGAACUCACACUGUUUAUGAUCUUGUUACCGAUUUGAUUGCUCUAAGUGAUAAGAAAGUAUCACCUAAAGGUUUCUCAACACACUUUGGAACCUAUGAGGCCGCCCGAUGGUACCUUCGCCAUGAGCUGGGAAUUAUCAGAAAGUGUUUGGAAAACCAUAAGGACUACAAGUUGCGCCUGGUAGGACACUCCCUCGGAGGAGCUUCAGCCGCAUUGCUUGCUAUAAUGCUAAGGAAGAAAUCAAAGGAGGAACUUGGAUUUAGUCCUGACAUUAUUUCAGCUGUUGGAUAUGGAACCCCACCUUGUGUCUCUAAAGAAAUUGCUCAAAGUUGUGCAAGCUACGUCUCAACUGUUGUACUGCAGGAUGAUAUCAUCCCAAGGUUAAGCGCAGCUUCACUGGCAAGAUUGCGAGCCGAAAUACUCAGAACAGAUUGGGUAAGUGUUUUGGAAAAGGAAGACUGGAAGCAUAUAGUGGACAUUGUGACCAAUGCUAAGCUUGUGGUAUCAUCAAUUCAAGAUGUGGCACGCAAGCUUGGUGAUUAUGCUAAAAUUGUGACAGUAUCGACUAGUUCUGAUGCCGUCAAAGAUCCAGAUAGAGCCCUAAGCUCUAGGGAGGUAUUGUUACCGAACAGUAAAGAGGAUGUGUUUGUGCCUGAGGAUCUGUUCCUUCCUGGGACUCUGUAUUACAUCAAGAGGGAUAUUGAAGAUAUAAACGGUGUGGAGGAUGAGUCGUAUACGCUGUGGAGAGGUGAUGCCGGGGAGAAUUUCCAGAGGAUACUGUUAUCUGGCAAUUUGAUAUCCGAUCACAAAUGUGAGAGCAUAUAUUACGCUCUGAGAGAUGUGCUCAAGACAUUGCCGCUCCGGGAUGACAAGUACUAAUGACUUUUUCCUUUUCUUUUUCUUUUUAUUUUUAUCAACUCUCAACCAAUUAAAUUGCGCACUCGAAGAGGCUGGAUGAAUCGAGCGGGCAAAACAUUUUUUUUUUGUUUGGGAAAAUAGAGUUUGUUGUACAGUUUUCUGUCUGUAAGGAAAGACAGAGACGAAAUGCUAAGAAUGAGCUUCUAAACAAUACUUUUGUCCUAAUCAUCUAGAUAAUCCCUCCUUGAAAACAAUCUGUUUUCAAACGCUACAUUUUUGUAGUGAAUUUUCACAGGAAACAAUGUUUUAACUAUCUAGAAAAACA
Molecule: messenger RNA, 1905 nt
Organism: Oryza brachyantha (malo sina)
Lineage: Eukaryota; Viridiplantae; Streptophyta; Magnoliopsida; Poales; Poaceae
Exons: 7
Coding region: 36-1601 (521 amino acids)
Biological process (GO): lipid metabolic process
Source: RefSeq, a predicted model, not a curated record